AUGCAUCUCACCACCGCCCUACUCUUAGCAGCCACAGUCACAAGCUACCUCAGCACCGUCUCCGCCGCUUCCAGCACCAGCAAUAGCAUCAGCACAUCCUCUAAACGCGGGCUCGUCUUCGUACCCAGCACCAAGCACCCCUCCGACAACCAAAUCUGGGUCCGCUCCGGCUCAGACCUAACCUGGUACUACAACUAUGGCACUGCCGCCUCCCCCGCCUACUCGAACCUCACGCAAGAAGAAUUUGAAUUUGUGCCCAUGCUCUGGGGCUCCUCGACCACCUUCUUGUCCGAUGUCAAAUCUUUGGUGUCUGGCGGUCGCAACAUUACUCAUAUUCUCGCUUUCAAUGAACCAGAUGGGUCUUCUUCUACUGGGGGCUCGCAAAUCCUGCCUGCGGCCGCGGCGGCGUUGUGGAUCGAUCAGGUCGAGCCUCUACGCGCCAUGGGGAUUAAAAUUGGGGCGCCGGCUGUGACGGGAGGACCUUCCGGUUGGACGUGGUUGAGCAGCUUUUACAAUGCGUUUUUGAAGGGUUAG
This is a messenger RNA of Sclerotinia borealis F-4128, 534 nucleotides long. NCBI's taxonomy places the organism in Eukaryota, Fungi, Ascomycota, Leotiomycetes, Helotiales, Sclerotiniaceae. The record is from the annotation of a GenBank genome assembly.